Molecule: messenger RNA, 3073 nt
Organism: Orussus abietinus
Lineage: Eukaryota; Metazoa; Arthropoda; Insecta; Hymenoptera; Orussidae
Gene: Ccdc85
Product: coiled-coil domain-containing protein 85C
Exons: 6
Coding region: 1477-2775 (432 amino acids)
Source: RefSeq, a predicted model, not a curated record
GUCUAACGGCUUGAUUUUUUAUCGAAUUUCGCCCGACACUGCUCGUUAGCACCGUGCUCCGUCGUUAUAAGGAAUGGAGGCGCGAUUUAAAUGUAACGUGCGGUGAAAUGGCCCGGCAUACGUUGACCUUUCACGGAUACCGUUGUUCCGCGUUUUGCGCACCGUGUGCCCUCGUCGCGGGAGGUGCGUUAGACCGUGCGGUUCCUGGCCGUCUGACCAGGUGGAGCGAGCAAGAUCGGCCUAAGCGACGUCACUCUCGUUGUUUCGCAGGGACAGGGGAAGUGCCCUUUGGGAGCCGGGCUUUUUUAGGCGGCCAUCGACUGGGCGAGUCGGCUAAAUGGCGCGAGGCCAACGAGAGCAAACCUCCGAUCCGCUGCCUGCCUCUUUCAGGUGCGGCGCGACCAGGCGGAGGCGCCCGGAGUGGGUCCGAAAUAAUCCUGGCUGAAAUAUUGGACAGGUAAAAUCACCGAAUCCAUGAUCAAUGAAACCAUUGUCUGCCGAUUACGUGAUCCCGGCUUUUUCUGCUUCCAGGAAACUUGCCGGAUGCCCCGGUCGAUUCGUCGGUGAAAGUGCAGGAAGGACUCGCGCCAUUUGGGACGGCUUGAGAGACAUCGGGAUUUCGAGUCCCAGGUUAAGGAAUCCCAGUAUCCCUGCAAGGGGAACGGAUGCAGGAAGGACUCGCGCCAUUUGGGACGCCUUGAGAGGUAUCGGGAUUUCGAAUCCCAGGUUAAGGAAUCCCAGCAUCCCUGCAAGGGGAACGGAUCGAUGAAUGAGAGCUACGAAAGAGGAGGAUUACGGAGGUACCCGUGGAGGGUCGCUCCCACGGGGCAGAGGGGACGACCGAGACAUCUUUUCGUACCUGUUCCACCUGAUACUCGGGAGCAGGUAGCCUCUUCUAUGGAAGACGCCCCUUCCGAGCAGGGCGCCGCUUACGCACCUGGCUCGCCUCGGUACAAGGUGACUCGACUCGAAAUCCAGGAGAUAUCUCCCGGCGAGCCUCGAUAUCCCUCUUACCUUGGCAAUAUAUAUCUUGAAAUGAUAACGAUUCGUGAAUUAUUCCGCAAAAUUGCCAUCGCUUAUUGACAAUCUGCCGAAAUCUAGGGAAAGGGAAAGGAGAGUAACCCCGAGGAACGGUCCAGUUAUCGAGUCAGAGUGUAGCCGGCCCUUCUCCCGCUCUCCAUUCUCUCAGGCUGAGUCGGAGUGGAGGAGCGACCUGGGGCUAAGCCGGUCGCGGAAGCCCUACCGGGUCGGGGACCUGGAAGAGGGAGCAGGUUGAACUCCCGAUCGAAGUCGGACGCGGAGUGAAAACCCGGUUCGGGCCCACGGGAGGAAGAGUCCGUUCCUCGAGAAUAGAGAGCAGAGAAGAGGAGGGAGGGAAGAGCCGGAACGCGGAGAGGACCCAAGACCUCGGGGACUGACCCAGAUCCGAGCGGGUCGGCGAGCGCGCUCGCACGCGGUGGAAUACCGGCGGAUUUUAUGAAAUGGGACGCGGCGCAGCCCGGAGCUAAAUUAGCCGCGAUGUCCAAUAAGAAUAAGUCCCAGCAGCAGCAACAGCAGCCGCAGCAGCAGCAGCUCCAGCAGCAUCCGGCCGCGCACGUGAUCAAACCCGUGGACCAGGUGCCACCGAGGUACCAGCCGCCUCCGCAGCCUCCUCAACCUACGGUCGGGAUCCUAAAGAAUCAUCCGCAGUUCCCGUCGACCGUGGCGCAGACCAACGGCGUCCCUGCCGUGGGUAUUAAUCUUCCUCAGGGCCAGCAACCUCGCCAGUUGCAGCCGAAGGAUGCACCUGGGAAGUUCCCCUCGAAGAUAGAUCACUCUCAGCCCGCGACGCUGCCGACAUCCCUGGCGACGACGUUGACGAACCCGAAGACCUCGCACGGAUACCUCCCGGGGAAGCUGCCUUCCCAGGGCCCCUUCUUGCCGCCGACCAGCCAGUAUCCUCCGACGAGUCAGACCGUGGUCAGACCCAGGAUCACCGACGAGGAGUUUCUCCGACUCGGCCCCGUGGAGAUGCUCAAGUUCGUCAGGAAGACCGAGAGCGACUUCGCGAGGGUCGCCGCCGAGCAGAACCGACAGAUCCAGAGUCUGCUGAGCGAGCUGCGAGCCCUGAAGGAGGCGAACCAAAGACUUAGCGACGACAACCAGGAGUUGAGGGACCUAUGCUGCUUCCUGGACGACGACCGGCAGAAGGGCCGAAAGCUGGCCAGGGAAUGGCAGAGGUUUGGCCGAUACACCGCGAGUGUGAUGCGCCAGGAAGUUUCGGCUUACCAGAACAAACUCAGGCAGCUGGACAAUAAACAGCAAGAACUGAUCAAGGACAACCUGGAGCUGAAGGAGCUGUGCUUGUACCUGGACGAGGAGAGAGGCGGAGGUCAGAGGGACGACGGAGAUGGCUCCAGCUCGAGUACAAACGCUGAAGAGACCGCUCCUCCGAGGACCAGACACGCGUCUACCUUCAAUGACCAAACCAUGCAGUACGUGAGGAGUCUGGAGCAACGCGUCAAGCAGCUCGAAGAGGACAAGAGCAUCCUCCAGGCGAGGACCCAGGGCUGGGAACCACCUCCUGGAGAAGUCUGGGAAAAUCCCAGCAGCCCCAACGGGAACCCUCACAUCACCAGCCGGCCCGAAGCGGUUGUCCGGGCUUUGCAAGUCCUCGAAGUCAGGGAACAGCUCGAAAGGGAGGCUGGCCACGAUGGAGAAAAAGCGCUGGUCCGCGAGAUGUGCAACGUCGUUUGGAGAAAAUUAGAGGAGGGCGGCCCACAAACGAGAUAUUAACUGGGUGGACCACGAUGAUCUCCUUUCGCACAUCUCGACCUGCCACGUUAUGAUAUUACGUUUGUUAAAUGUAAUAACUUAUUUCCUAAGCAGUACGCGGUAACGAAGCAUUGCCCUCUAGUAUUAUUAUUAGCGUAUGAUGUUAUGAAUUUCGAGAUUUUUAUGCGCCCACGAUUUAUGUAUAUUAUAUAUAUAGAAUGUUAUAAUUCUCGUCGAUAGGAUAUCUAUUUAUAUGAACCUUCGUAGUGCCGUUAGCCUUGCCUAGAUGACUGUUAAUGAACUCUAUUUUUUAUUAGAA